Messenger RNA from Penicillium canescens, 1299 nucleotides. RefSeq lists its product as uncharacterized. The transcript has 2 exons. The coding region runs from base 1 to 1299 and encodes 432 amino acids. Lineage: Eukaryota; Fungi; Ascomycota; Eurotiomycetes; Eurotiales; Aspergillaceae. The record is from RefSeq and is a predicted model, not a curated record.
AUGGCUGAACCAAUAGGCCUAGCCUCCGGAUUGCUAGCGCUAGCAACUUUCGCCUUCCAGUGCAGCAUCUCGCUAUACGAAACGGUCAAUAGUUUUCGUUCCCACCCGAAACGUGUCCGUGAUCUUCUUGAAGAACUUGAAGCCCUGAGUGCUGUGCUUGGCCCACUUGCCGACUUUGUCAAGGCAACAGCUGAUAUCGACCUGUCGCCGCUAGAUCUUCCUCUUCUACGCUGCGGUAGUGCCUGCAAGGAGUUCCAACAGGAGAUUCUCCGAUGCUCGUCACGGUCAGAUAUGAGUCGGACGAACUUUCGGGACUGGGCCAGGCUAAAGUACAUGGGUGACGACAUAGACGGCUUCCGAAGAUUACUGGCCGGGUACAAGGCUACAAUCAAUAUUGCUCUCACUGAUGCGAACCUUCGCCAAACCUCUGUCAACACCGAAAGCCUAGAAGAUUACAAGCGCCUUAUUCAAGACGCCAAAGAUGAUCUUGAAGCUCGUCUGGAAGCUAUAGAUAGCAAAUUGGAGUGCAUCGUUGAGAAAAGCGUGGCGCAAUCGGAACCAGAAGCAGCUGAACUGCAAUCUAUGAAGGAGGAGCGCCUGAGUACAGAGAAAUGUCUCCAGAUUUGUGCCCAGCUAUCCGAUCAUAUUGACCAUAUUCAGUUGAUAUCGGACGGAGGUGGUGCCUCUCAUCGCCCAGAUAGUCUGGACAUUUCGCCCGAGACCGUUACUAAUGAAGGCUUGCAAGAAUGCAAAAACAGCUUGGCUGUGACAGCUGCUAGGCUAGAGAAACAUAUGCAAGAUGUCAUGAAUCGACUACUCUCGCAAUCAAAGACAACAACCUCUUCUAAAAAAGAUGAACAAGACUUGGCAAGGCUACAGGAUGAGUGGAAUUCUGCUCGGCAGUGCUUGGACAUCUGUUCUAGGGCGGAUAAUCAUCUGAAAGAGAAUGUCAGUGUGAUCGAAAAUUAUGGUACAGGCGAUGCCUUGCAAUUCAUGGUAUCCACAAAUGGCAAAAUCCUGCACGGCAAAAACCGAGCUCAUGGUUGGAGAACAAGACAAGUGGGAGGCUAUUUGAGUGAUGCCUCCGUCCAGCAGCUGUCAAGAGAUAUUUCAACCAUCAACAUGAGUCAUCUGAAAGGUGGAGAACCUUCUUCGACAGACCACAGCACACUGGGUCCGCGUGAUGAAGUGAAGGGCGAAAUGACCACAGAAUUUAAACAACGGUACGGACGAGGCUUCAAACUGAAUCCGACAAGUUUCCCAGAAGCGUCUACUCCUUCGACGACAUCAAGCCACUGA